AUGGGAAGGAUCAAGGGGGAGUCAUUGAGUCUAGUGACAAAUGAUGUGGUAGAAGAGGAGCCUCCCAUCAAUGAUGUAGGUGAAACUACUAUACCAAAGGAGGCAACUCUCCUACCUCUCCCCACUCCUAAACUUCCCUAUCCCCAAAGAUUCAUAAGGCACAAGUUGGACGUGCAAUUCUCAAAAUUCCUUGAUGUUCUUCAAAAUUUUCACAUCACCCUCCCCUUUACUAAAGCAUUGAAACAAAUGCCUACCUACUCAAGAUUUCUCAAGGAAAUCUUGAGUGGGAAGCGGGAUUGCGACGUAAAGGAGACGGAGCUUGAAAUAAGCAAUGCCUUGUGUGAUUUGGGUUCUAGCGUUAGUCUAAUUCCUUACUCGGUGUUCGCCAAGCUUGAAGUUGGUUAUCUUAUCCCAACUAACAUCACCUUGCAACUUGCCGACCGUUCAGUCAAGUACCCUAUUGGCAAGGUUGAGGAUGUACCCUUGAGGGUUGGUGGAUUAGUGAUCCCCAUCGACUUUGUAGUCCUAGACAUAGAUGAGGACGUGCAUGUCCCUAUUAUUCUAGGCCGCCCAUUCUUGGCUAUGGCGGGGGCAAUUAUUGAUGUUAAGCAAGGGAACAUUACCUUGAAAGUUGGGAAGGAUAGCUUAUUUUUUGACUUGAACAAAGCCAUGCGUUAUCCUAGUUCCGCUAACGAUAAAUUUCUCUUUGUUGACUCUUUAGAUCCCAUUGUGAAUGACAUGCACGAGCACUUGCUCACCACUAAUGAUCCACUUGAGCUUGUUCUUUUGAAUAGACAUGGUUUAGGUACUUUAGGGGUCGAAGUGGCUAACUACAAGGAGAUCUUGGAUGCCCCACCACCUUGCGCUUAA
Molecule: messenger RNA, 870 nt
Organism: Spinacia oleracea (spinach)
Lineage: Eukaryota; Viridiplantae; Streptophyta; Magnoliopsida; Caryophyllales; Amaranthaceae
Exons: 2
Coding region: 1-870 (289 amino acids)
Source: RefSeq, a predicted model, not a curated record